AAUCCAACAUGAAUUUAUUCCAUUCUUCAGUUCAUCUCUCUCUGUUUGUUUCAUCUCCCUCUUUGUUUCUACAGAGAGGCACACUCCAAUGGAAAACGUGCAAGAAAUAAUGCCUCCUAAAACCCCAAUUCAAUCUGAGACUAUGAGCUUCUCUGAUUGCAUAACACCACCUCCACUCCAACACAAAGAUGAAAACUCUCAAAAUUCCGGCAACGAUAUACACAAAACCAUCACCCCCGAUCGCCUUAAAGUUCCAAAGGCAUUCAAGUUCCCAGAAAGGUAUACAAGCCCAACUGAUAUGAUAAUGUCCCCUGUAACAAAAGGACUUCUGGCCAGAAACAGAAAGGGUACUUCCCUCUUGCCUCCUAGCAAAAAUUUGCUCAAGCCUACUCAAGAUUCUGGAUUUGCAGCAGUAGAAUGUGGGAUUCCUUCAGAUUUGAAGUAUGAUCGGAAGAAUUGAAGACUAGGAGGCACUUUUGGGACAUGUCCAAUAGAAUUUUUAUUUCUUUGCUUUACUCGGGUGUAAUGAAAAAUUGUGGUAUGUGAUUUUGUCAAUGUUUUGUUCAUGUACUUUGGAAUUUGAUACAGUUGUGAAUGAAUAAUGAGAUUCUUGAUCA
Messenger RNA from Rosa rugosa (rugosa rose), 617 nucleotides. RefSeq lists its product as uncharacterized. The transcript is spliced from 3 exons. The coding region runs from base 89 to 460 and encodes 123 amino acids. Lineage: Eukaryota; Viridiplantae; Streptophyta; Magnoliopsida; Rosales; Rosaceae. The record is from RefSeq and is a predicted model, not a curated record.